AUGACCGACCCCAUCGGUGUUACUCCGGGAGUUAGCCAGCCGAUACAUGACGAUCUUCAGACUUUCACCGAACCACCUGCCUCUGCCCCCCCUUUCUUACCCAACUCUUCACCCUCACAAAAUAUCACCCAGAACGCCCCGCCCACAAUUUCUAGUACACAUAGCUCCAGCCAGGGUGCAGCAGCGCAACUAGUGCACCUUUCAAUGCCUGAAAGUAACGCGCUCAGCACUGGUGGUACAUCGUUUUCUGAUGAACCUUCAAUGAAUCAGUUGCACAAUGACCAAGAUGCUUGGAAUACUGGUCUCGAUUCCCAGAUCUGCUCGUUACUCACAAACGCAGAUCUAGACAUGAACGCACUUGAAUCAUCUAUGAUAUCCUUUCUUAAUGACCCGACACCUGAAAGCUGUGUCCAGCCACAUACUGAAAGGAUGGUUUACAAUGAUCGCUUGACUGAGCCGGCCUACUCGCACAAAGAAGAUACGAUUCAAAGACAUUGGUUCACAUCUUUCGGACUAUCUACCAGUGGCAUCUUAACUCCCGACACUGAAGUCGGACAACCGCAUGUUGAUGACAGGUUCAGGGAGGAGCUAUACCUACGACUGCAGCCACGAAUCCCCAAUGAUCCUCUUCCAUCCACUGAAUUCCUGGUAGGUCCUUUCAGCUCGUUUUACCAGAGUAGUCUUCUCACCUACAAAGAACCUUUGCAUACGGAUGUACUUCACGCGCUUCAACCCAAUUUUCCCGAUCAUCCACGUACCAACUUUCCGACUACCAAGGAAAAGUUCAUUACUACUGUUGUCCAUAUGUUCUCUUGGAAGCUUGUUGCUUGGGUCUGA
Penicillium nucicola is the source of this 837-nucleotide messenger RNA. RefSeq lists its product as uncharacterized. The transcript has a single exon. The record is from RefSeq and is a predicted model, not a curated record. The coding region runs from base 1 to 837 and encodes 278 amino acids. NCBI's taxonomy places the organism in Eukaryota, Fungi, Ascomycota, Eurotiomycetes, Eurotiales, Aspergillaceae.